AUGACAUUCACAGAACUUGGAUCCUCCGACGAAUUGAUUGACUUUAUCAACAAUAAUCCCGUGGCGAUAGUGGUCGUGAGUGCCUCUUGGUGCGGGCCCUGCAAACGAUCCAAGCCAGAAGUAAUGACAAUAGCAAAAGAUUCCCCGGUUCCCUUUGGAUACGUUCUCGAAGAUGAUAUUGAUUUGGAUGAAUUUGGAAACAUCUUUCUGAAAAGUCCCAUCUCCGCAUUUCCAACCUACGUUUGCUUCAAGGAUGCCGCCGAAGAGGACAGAAUCAACGGAGUACAAUUCCCCGAGCUCAAGGAAAUGAUUGCAAAAUUUGCGCCAAAAUAA
Messenger RNA from Seminavis robusta, 333 nucleotides. The record is from the annotation of a GenBank genome assembly. Lineage: Eukaryota; Bacillariophyta; Bacillariophyceae; Naviculales; Naviculaceae.